CAUAAUUCUAUCGAGAAGAACGGAAAGAAAAAGGAAAUGCGGAGUGAUGGCCGAGAAAAUAAAGUGAACGAACAAAAGGAAAGAGGCAACAUUGACUCUGAAAGGACAGAGUCUUUUACUUGGCUUCUGCACUUACCAUCAAGAAAUGGCGGAAGGUCUUCUCUACGGCCUUGCUGCGGGAAUCAUCGAGCGUUUGGGUGUCGGGGCUUGGAAAAAGCUAGGGCUUCUCUAGAGUGCCAAGAUCUUGAAAAGCUCAAAAAUAUGGUUACGACAAUCCAACCUGUGCUUCUAGAUGCAGAGGAGCAGCAAGUUCGAAACAAUGCAAUUAAAGUGUGGCUUGAAAAGCUAACAGAUACUUUUUAUGAAGCGGAUGACUUGUUGGAUGAUUUCUCCGCGGAAGUUCUACAACAAGAAAUCAUGACUCGUGUUAAGAAGGCAAAAAAGGUAAGCAUCUUCUUUUCCAAAUCGAAUCAGAUUGCUUAUCUCCUUAAAACGGGUCCUAAGAUUAAGGCAAUUAUAGAGAAAUUUCACUUAAAAGGAACGCCAUACAGAGAUACCAGUACGGAAUAGGAGGAGGGAUGAUACUCAUUUUUUUUUUGUGAAUGCCGAAGAAGUUAUCGGUAGAGAUGGUGAUCAAAAGGCAGUUGUUGAACUUUUGAUGGACUCCAACGAUGAAGAGAACGUUUCAAUUCUUCCUAUUGUUGGAAUCGGAGGAUUGAGAAAGACAACAUUAGCUCAGCUCACAUUCAAUCACGAGACAAUCGAAAAAAGUUUUCAGCUAAAAAUGUGGGUGUGUGUUUCUGAUGUCUUUGAUGUAAAAAAAAUAGUUGGGAAAAUCUUGGAAUCUGCAACAAACAAAACAA
Juglans regia (Persian walnut) is the source of this 863-nucleotide messenger RNA. RefSeq names its product disease resistance protein RGA2-like. The coding region runs from base 37 to 570 and encodes 177 amino acids. The transcript has 2 exons. Lineage: Eukaryota; Viridiplantae; Streptophyta; Magnoliopsida; Fagales; Juglandaceae. The record is from RefSeq and is a predicted model, not a curated record.